Messenger RNA from Solea senegalensis (Senegalese sole), 4069 nucleotides. RefSeq names its product vascular cell adhesion molecule 1b (gene vcam1b). Gene Ontology annotation, molecular function: cell-cell adhesion mediator activity. Gene Ontology annotation, biological process: dendrite self-avoidance; axon guidance; homophilic cell-cell adhesion. NCBI's taxonomy places the organism in Eukaryota, Metazoa, Chordata, Actinopteri, Pleuronectiformes, Soleidae. The coding region runs from base 221 to 2749 and encodes 842 amino acids. The transcript is spliced from 10 exons. The record is from RefSeq and is a predicted model, not a curated record. Gene Ontology annotation, cellular component: plasma membrane; axon.
UUUACAGUGUAAUUGCAGGUUGCUGAGUGUCCCGCAGAGGGCGCAGUGUUUCACAGAUCACACACACACAGGGGGGGUCGGGGGCGUUUGUUUAGCUGGAUUCACUGUCUUUUCAUUCUGUGUCUCACUGAAAUACACAGACACAAAGAAGACACUGCUCUUCUCUCCUUCACCAGCUCUUCACUCCUUCACCAGUUCUUCACUCCUUCAUAGAUUUAUUAUGUCUCCUUUCAUGUGCAGCAGCAGCAGCUUCAUCACAGCUGUGUUGUUGAUGUCGUCGCUGUGUGUUCAGAGUCUCCGUGUCGACGUAUUUCCCAGAAUGCCUCUGUUCGCGCUGGGCGAGCAUCAUCAGCUGAUCUGUUCUCUUCACGACUGUCCCACGAUGCCGAGCUUCUCAUGGUCGCUGCUGGAGGACCGCCCCCUGACCGCCUCCAUCAGCAACAACGGGACUCGGUCGGUGAUGACCUUUGACCCGGUGCUGCCAGAGCAUGAGGGGGCGCUGUUGUGCAGGACAGUUUGUGGAACAGAGAAGAAGCAGAUCAUCACCAACGUCCGGCUUUUCUCUUUCCCAUCAGCCCCGGUGAUCAGGGGGCCGAACCAGCUGAGGCUGGGGGUGGAGUCAACAUUGACCUGCCAGUUGUCUGAUGUUUACCCAGCGGAGCUGCUAAACCUAACCUGGUCCACCGGGAACAGAAUCCUGCAGAGUACGCUUGGAGAACCUGGAUCCAGUUCAGUCCAGUCUGAGCUCAAGUUCACUCCUCAGAACCAGGACUCUGUAUUGAGGAUCAACUGCAGGGCCACGCUGGAUCUGCUAGAACUGCCAGAAGAGACCAGGAGCAGAGAGAGCAGCGCCUCCUUUAGGAUCGUUUAUGCUCCAGUUGUGAAGUGGAUCUCAGAGUCUACAUUGGUGAUGGCGGGUUCGCCGCUCACGCUCUCGUGUUUGACGGAGGGAAACCCAGAACCGAGUGUUCACUGGACCUUCAGGACGGCGGAGGGCGGGACUCUUCCUGGACGUGGAGGACAACAGCUGGUCUUCACUGCGGUCAGUUUGUCCAACACCGGAACCUACGAGUGUGAGGCCAGAAACAGUGAGGGACAUGCGAGCGCCGCUGUCAACGUUACCGUUCAUGCUCCACCCACCAACACAUCCAUCACGGUGAGUGCAGGUGAGGAUGUGGUGGAAGGUCAGCAGGUGGACUUCACCUGCCACUCAGAGGGAGCUCCGCCCACCACACUGGUGCUGAGGAGAGAAGGGGUGGAGCUUCAUAGAACUGACCCCACCUCUUCCACACUCUUCUUCCGACUUUCAUCUGCACUUGUAGAAGACUCUGCCCACUACCAGUGUGAAGCCACGAACCAGUACGGUUCUCAGCUGGUGUCCAGAUCCAUCAGGGUCAAAGUCCACCCUCUGCAGGUUCAGGUGAGUCCACAUGUCUCACACGCAGAGCUUGGUGCAGUUCUGGUCCUGACCUGUAGAGCCUCCGGAUGUCUACGCCCCCUCACCCUCACCUGGAGGAGGACGCAGCAGGAGGACCGGACUGUCCUCCAGAGGACACAGCAGGAGAAUGGGACUGUCCUCCAGAAGACACAGCAGGAGGACGGGACUGUCCUCCAGAGGACGCAGCAGGAGGACGGACUGUCUCUACUCCAGCUGAAGGACCUGGACCUCCAGGAUCAGGGGGGUUACAGCUGUGAGGCUGAGUGUGACUCCGUCUUCAGGACCAGAACCACCUGGGUCCAGGUCUACUCGUUUGUUUCUGACCCGACUGUGAAGAACCCCGGUCCUGUCCUCCUGGGUCAGGAGGCGGUCCUUCAGUGUGAUGUCAUCAGUGUGUUUUCAAACAAUCAGCUGAGGAUCCAGUGGCUGAUGGAGAACAUCACACUGUCGUCACAGUCCUUUAGCUUCUCUGAGUCUCUGCACAACGUCUCGUCUGUCCUACAGUACCACGUCCAAGUGGACCGACCCAUUCUGACCUGCAGGGCGGAGCUACUGACGCAGGACGGAGACGUGUGGAAGUUCAGGACCACCAGUGUCCCUCUACAUGUCCACUAUGCUCCGAGGAGAACGUCCAUCAUGGUGAGUCCAGGUGAGGACGUGGUGGAGGGUCAGCAGGUGGACAUCACCUGCCACUCUGACGGAGCUCCACCCACCACAUUGGUGUUAAAGAGGGAAGGGGUGGAGCUUCACAGGACUGACCCCGCCUCCUCAAUGCUCUCCUUCAGUCUCUCAUAUGCCCUGCUGGAAGACUCCGCCCACUACCAGUGUGAAGCCUCCAACCAAUAUGGAUCCCAGCUGGUGUCCACCUCCAUCAGUGUCAAAGCUCCUCCCAGAAACACCACAGUGCUGGUUCUGCCGUCCACUGUGGUCCAGGAGGGUCAGAACGUCACCGUGUGCUGCUGGACCAUCAGUUCUCCACCGUCCACCAUGAUACUGAAGAAAUUGACCAACGGAACCGAGAUGUUCUCCUUCAAUGGAACCUUCUUACUGGUCAACGUCAGCACCAGAGACUCUGGUCUGUACCAGGUCAAUGUAACUAAUGAGCUGGGACACCAGGUCCAAGUGUUCAGGAUCAAUGUCAUCACAGAGAGAAGCUCCGCCCCUCCUCCUGCGAGCCUCAGCGUGGUCAUCAUCGUUAGUGUCUGUGUUGUGGUGGUUGUAGCAUCAUCUGCUCUGCUGCUGGACCACCUGAGAAGAUCCAGGAAGACAGGGUUCUAUCAGCUGCCUCAGUCUCCUCCACCCACUGCCUGAGUGCUGAUGCACCAACCAUGUGACUCAUUUCCCAGCAUGCUCAGUGGUCUGCAGCUGGGAAUCAGAACCUUCUGGAACAUCAGAACCACCAGAACAUUCAGAACCACUAAAACCCUCAGAAUCAUAUGUGAUUGUAUACUUCCACGCAUAUGUCUUGUGUCAAAGUGCGCGGAAGUAUACAAGGGCCUUUAAAAUCACCAGAACCUUCAGAACCUUCAGAACCACCAGAACCACAAGAACCACCAGAACCACCAGAACAUUCAGAACUAAUAGAACCUCUAAAACCAUAAAGCACCAGAACCUACUGGACCGUCUGGACUGGUGUUCAUCUCUCUGUUCACGUCUUCAGCCUGAGACUCGUUUCUCUUUCUCUCUUUAGUGAGAGUCUUUAAGACACCUCAGCUGGUAACCAUGGAGAUGUCUCAGCUGGUAACCAUGGUGACACUUUCAAAGCUGAGAAAACAUCAGAAUCAAAAACAGUGAGACCGAAGAAAUGUGUCUGUCUUUUGGUCUCAUUGUUUCUCUGUCUCCGAGUGUCUGUGUGCUGAUGUUGUCUUGUGUUUAACUUGUGUCCUUCGACUGUUUCCUGUCUCUGUCUUAGUGACACUGAGCAAAUGUUUUACUGAGUGACCUCUGACCCCUGGUGGACAGUGACAGUGUUGCAGAUUCAGCUAAAACUCUGUGUGUUGUGUGUGUCUGUGUUUCUCUCUCUCUCUCUUUGUCUCUCUGAGUGUAGUUGUCUCUCUGUGUCUCUGUCCAGUCGAUGUUUAUUUUUUUCCAUUUGUGUCUCACUCACUGUGACCUCUGACCUCUGGUGUGUAAGACCUGCUGCACUCUGUCUUUUUAAUGCUCUGGAAUUUCCUGCUGCUCUCUGUUUCCUCUCUGAUCCAAAUGGAUCCUGAUCCACAUUCUGAGGAAGCUCUGAAUCUGGAUAAUCAAUUUAACUGCCUGUGAAGAAGAUCCUGGUCCUGGUCCUGGUCCUGGUCCUGGUCCCGGUCCCGGUCCAGGUCCUGGUGCUGGUUUUGUACCUGUUGCUGGUCCCAGCCAUGCUCCUGUUCUGGUGCAGAAUAACAGAUAGAGCCCAAUCACCAUGACCUUAUGUCAGUAUGUCCCCAUAGUAACCAUGCAGUUACCACGGUAACAAUGGGCACUAUCGUUACCACAGUAACUUGAGUUACUACUAAAAAGACCACUGAUGUAGAUAUUUCAAAAUAAAGGGCUCAUGAUUCUACUGCCCCUUUCAUAAUAAAAGUCUUGUUGUCAUCGCUGAGCAGUUUGUAAAGACAGAUAUUUUCCAAAUAAAAGUCUUUCAUAAAAAGA